Molecule: messenger RNA, 687 nt
Organism: Phytophthora nicotianae INRA-310
Lineage: Eukaryota; Oomycota; Peronosporomycetes; Peronosporales; Peronosporaceae
Exons: 1
Coding region: 1-687 (228 amino acids)
Source: RefSeq, a predicted model, not a curated record
AUGCUGGUGGAGAUCAAGUUCACGGUGCGUCUUGAUCUGCCGAAGGAGCACACGGCCAUCACAAACGGCAUGUCCUCGGAAGUCGAGGCCGGCUACGCCCAGAUUGUGAAGUGCGGAUCGACGGUGGAGGUAUCAGGCCAGUUCGACCACAAUGAUGAAGGCAAAAUGAGAGGUGGUGGCGACUUCGACGCACAGUGUGAGCAAGCGUUUAAGAACAUUGACAAGCGCCUAGCUGAGAUUGGGGCUACACGCAAUCAGAUUGUCCACACGGAAGUGCUGAUCGUCAACAUCCGCAACAACAUCGAGAAGCUCAACGCCGCGCACAAGAAGUUCUUUGGCUCGUACCGUCCAGCAAGCGCAUGUUGGGGCGUGGUGGCACUGGGUAUGCCAGGCGCUCAGGUGGAGAUCAAGUUCACGGUCCGUCCGGAUUUGUCGAAGGCCCCCAAGACGUAUUCGCACGGUCUACCAUGGGAAGAUGCACAUAACUACAGCCAGGUGGUCGUCACCAACGAGACGGCGUGGAUUUUUGGUCAAUUCGCCCAUGACGAUGAAGGGAAUCCUAUUGGCGAAGGUGACUUCGAGAAGCAGUGCAAGGCAGCGUUCGCCAAUCUGGAUGUGUCUAGCGGCGAUCGGAGCCACACGCAGUCAAAUUGUGCACGCCGGUGCUAUGGUUGUCGGUCUGAGUGA